AUGGCGUCCGCGCCGCCCAAGGCGGGGUCCGGCGACACCGCGGGCCCCUCCGCCCCAGCGAACCCCCCAUCCAACGACGACGGGCUCUCAGAGGCCCCCUCGGCCCCGGCGCCGCCCAUGACCGGUCGUUUGGACUUCAACAGUGAACAGACGACCUUGUGGUCCUACCUGACGGGCACGCCCGGGUCCUCGGGGUUCGGAUCGAGCACGGUCGUCGACGAGGUCCUCGAGGGCGUCGACCUCGCGGGUCGCGUGGCGCUCGUGACGGGGUGCUGCGGCGGGAUAGGCUCGGAAGUGGCGCGGGGCUUGGCGCGCAGGGGCUGCCACAUCGUCGCGGUGUCCCGCACGCUCGAAAAGGCCGAGACCUCCGCGAAGCGGAUCAGAGUGCUCGUCCCUGACGCCAAGGUCACGCCGCUCGGGUGCGACAUGUCGUCCUUCGCGUCCGUGCGGCAGCUCGUCGACCGGUUCUUCGCGACGGGCCUCCACCUCCACAUUCUCAUCAACAACGCAGCGGUGAUGGCCAGUCCCUUUUCCUUGACUCCGGACGGCUUCGAAGAACAGUGGCAGGUCAACUACCUCUCGCACUUCCUCCUCACGCACCUCCUCCUCCCCCACAUGCGCGCGUCGGCCGCCGCGCUCGCCGCGGAGCCCAGCUCGGCCUCCUCGCCAGCGGGCCCCUCGUCGCUAGUCCGCGUCGUCAACGUCACGUGCAGCAACCACUACGCCUCGUACCAGGUCGGGCGCACCUCCGGCAUCCGGUUCGAUCAGCUCGCCGGGGACGCCGCGGCCUUGGCGUACAGUUCUUGGUUCAGUUUCGGACAGUCAAAGCUGGCGAUGAUCUUGCACGCGCGCGCACUGACCAAGGUGCUGCACGACCAGGGCGCGCGGGACGUCCUCGUGCUCUCCGCGAACCCCGGCAUCGCCCGCACGGGCAUCCAAAGGUUCAUGGGGUUCGGGGCUGGCUCCGUCGGGACGCGCAUGAUGGCGUACAUGGCGGAUCUAGGGGCGCGUGCGCGGCUGAUGAAGACGCCGUCGCAGGCGGCGGCGACUGUGGCGUUCGCGGCGGCGCACCCGGCCGUGGAGGAGCUGCCCGGGGCGUAUCUGAACGACUGCAACCUCGGGAAGUGCUCGCGCGCCGCGAACGACCCGCAGCUCGCCUCGGCGCUGUGGACGGAGAGCCUGCGCAUGAUUGGCGUGCUUCCGCCCGCGUCAGACCCGGUGAAUCCGCUCAACAACCCUCCGGACCCGCCAGCUGUUUCUGAGACGCCGGCGACGGCGGGAGACAACGCGGAGGGCGUGGAGCUGCCCGAGCGAGCGGGACCGUUGCCGCCAGCGGUAGGCGGCCAGAAACAGCCCGCUGGUGGUGGCGGGGGGACGCAGAGGGGCUCCGGAACCGUGACGGCGGCCCCCCCCGGCGGGCCGGACUCGGACUUCCGCCGCCCAGCCCCGCAGUGA
Messenger RNA from Pedinophyceae sp. YPF-701, 1455 nucleotides. The record is from the annotation of a GenBank genome assembly. NCBI's taxonomy places the organism in Eukaryota, Viridiplantae, Chlorophyta, Pedinophyceae.